This is a messenger RNA of Aspergillus saccharolyticus JOP 1030-1, 1797 nucleotides long. RefSeq names its product MFS transporter. Gene Ontology annotation, molecular function: transmembrane transporter activity. The transcript is spliced from 2 exons. Gene Ontology annotation, biological process: transmembrane transport. Lineage: Eukaryota; Fungi; Ascomycota; Eurotiomycetes; Eurotiales; Aspergillaceae. Gene Ontology annotation, cellular component: membrane. The record is from RefSeq and is a predicted model, not a curated record. Bases 215 to 1738 code for a protein of 507 amino acids.
GCCCGGAGACUCGGUCUAGGGGUACCAUUUGCUUUUUCUCAUCCCACACAGUUUCUUUCGUAUGGGAAAAUCACCGGCUUACUAGCCUGCGCUUGUUGAUCCGUGAUUCGAUCUUGAUAGCGCCCCCAUCUAUACCAAUCAUCCCGCAGUCGUACUGCAUCCGCUUAUACCUGGUCGAACAGCCUCCCAACCAGCCAUCGGCUAAGCAACAGCCAUGAAGCCGGACGACCUGGAAGUCCAACGGUUGCACGAGAAGUUCGAUACCUCGUCGACCUCCGAGGAAUUCAAGACCGUCUUCCCCGUCACAGAUCUCUCGCAAGGGCUGGUGGGUUGGGAUGGACAGGAUGAUCCCGCCAACCCCCAGAACUUCCCUGCCUCCAAGAAGUGGACCCUGUUGGCGCUCAUCAGUUCCAUCACCUUUAUCUCUCCACUGGCGUCCAGCAUGUUCUCCCCAGCGAUCCAGUUCGUGGCCGAGGAAUUCAUGAUCACCAAUGAGACAUUGCUUUCCUUCAGCGUGACCAUCUAUCUCUUGGGCUUCGUGUUCGGCCCUCUACUUCUUGCCCCCCUUAGUGAAAUAUACGGCCGUCGGGUCGUCCUCAGCGGCGCGAAUUGGUUUUUCGUCGUCUGGCAGAUCGGCUGUGCUAGGGCACCCAAUAUGACCACGCUCAUCGUGUCGCGCUUUUUCACCGGUAUCGGCGGCUCGGGCUGCGUCACCCUGGGCGCCGGAGUCAUCGCGGAUUUAUUCCCGACAGAGCUGCGCGGUCGCGCCACCGCUAUCUGGGCCAUGGGCCCUCUCAUCGGGCCCGUCAUCGGCCCUAUUUGUGGUGGGUUCAUGGGGGAAACCAUCGGCUGGCGCUGGAUUUUUUACCUCUUGAUUAUCAGCGGUGCGGUCAUCUCGGCCGGGAUCGAGCUCCUGAACCAGGAGACGUACGCACCGCUGUUGAUCAGGUGGAAGACAGCACGCCUGGCCCAGGAGCUGGAUCGCGUCGACCUGCGCAGCGCCUACGACGUCACAGGCAACAUGCACCAAACCACCCCCUCUGCCCGUCAGGUCCUCACGCAGGGACUCAAGCGGCCUGUGGUGCUGUUGUUCAAGUCGCCCAUCGUGCUCCUCCUGUCGGUGUACAUCGCUUUUGUGUACAGUCUGUUGUACCUAUUCUUCACCACCGUGACCACCGUCUUUGAGGAGCGGUACGGCUUCUCGACCGGCCUCGCGGGCCUCGCGUACAUCGGCAUCGGCAUUGGGUUUUUCGUCGGCCUAUUGACAGUCUCGCUGACCAAUGACCGCAUGGUCAUCAAGCUGACCGCUCAGAACGGCGGGAAGUUCGAACCCGAGAUGCGACUGCCACUGAUGUUCAUCUUCAGCUGCAUCAUCCCCAUCACCUUCUUCUGGUAUGGCUGGUCGGCGGAAAAUGCGCAGAAGGUCCACUGGAUCGUCCCGAUCAUCGGGAUGAUUCCCUUCGGUGUGGGCAUGCUCGGCAUCUGGAUGCCCAUCCAGACCUAUGUCAUUGACGCGUAUCCGGCCUAUGCGGCCUCCGCCAACGCCACCAUGACUGCCUCGAGAUCCCUGAUGGGCGCCUUACUGCCUUUGGCGGGGCCCACCAUGUUCCGCAACAUGGGCAUCGGAUGGGGCAACUCGCUGCUGGGGUUCCUGGCGCUGGCCUUUGUGCCGGUUCCGUUGUUGUUCAAUCGAUACGGCAAGAUCAUUCGGGAACGCUUCCCGGUCGACCUGGAUUGAUGAACGUGACCGAAAGACGACAAUAAUGACCCAAUGGCAUGUUUUGAUAGAUUUUCAAU